Molecule: messenger RNA, 1809 nt
Organism: Mercenaria mercenaria
Lineage: Eukaryota; Metazoa; Mollusca; Bivalvia; Venerida; Veneridae
Product: bile acid-CoA:amino acid N-acyltransferase-like
Exons: 9
Coding region: 155-1531 (458 amino acids)
Biological process (GO): acyl-CoA metabolic process; fatty acid metabolic process
Molecular function (GO): fatty acyl-CoA hydrolase activity
Source: RefSeq, a predicted model, not a curated record
UAGCUUUUUUGCGGUUAUGCCUAGCUGAUAACACUAUACAUCGAAAAUCUCACAUUUAGCUCACAGUAUUUUAUCCGAUUGUUUUAAGUAUCCGAACAGUGUUUACAAUAUCAUAACAGGAAGUUACAAUGUUUACAUUUUGAAACAUAAAGAAAUGACUGCUAGAGUAAGUUACACAAUACAGAAGUCUCUACGACGUCUUAACGUUCUGCGUAAUCACAUGACUGUCCUCACAAGAGUAUGCACGUCCUUGGCAAACCAAAGUCAUGGACCAUGUAUUACAGUCACACCUUCUGUAGGUAUGGUCGACGAAAAGGUUAAUAUCGACGUCCGUGGCUUGGAUGCCAAACAGAUUGUAACAGUUGUUGCAGAUGUAGAGGAAAACGGAAUGCAGUUCGAAUCCCGGUGUGUUUAUCAAGCUGAUGGCAAUGGAGAAAUAAAUAACUUUUCUAAUGAAUCAAUAGAUGGUAGUUUUAAAGGUAUUGAACCAAUGGGAUUAUUUUGGAGUCUUACAUGUUUAUCUUCACCAAAGAAAUCUGCAAGAUUAGUCAAGAAAAAUGUUUGUACACCGAUGAACUUUAAUAUAAAAGUUUACCCUGAUAACCAAAAUAAAGUUACUUUAACCCAAGAGCCUUUAACAGAGACUAGAGUUCAAAGAUUAUACCAAAAGCCAGGGGUACGAAGAAUACAACUUACAGGGAGAUUUAAAGGAGCAAUAUUUAUUCCAGAAGGAGAAGGUCCGUUCCCCGGAUUGAUUGACAUGUUUGGAGGUUUAGUUAGUCUAAUUGAAACACGUGCAGCGUUGCUAGCAUCACAUGGCUAUGCUACUUUGGCAUUAUCAUAUCUACAUGGUGAGGGUCUUCCAGAUAUGCUGUACGAUGCCGACUUUAAUUAUAUAAAGGAAGCAUAUGAAUGGUUUAUUGAACAAGAUUACAUUGACAAAAACAGACUUGGAGCAGUUGGACUGUGUUUCGGUGGAUUUAUGUCACUGGCUCUAGCCUCUGUCCUCCCUCAGAUACGGGCUGUUGUCAAUAUAAAUGGAAUUACUAUUACUCCCGAGGAAAACACGAUCAUGUGUAACUCAGCAGACUGGCUUGACAAAGAGAAAGUGUUCAACACGGAAGAAGGAGUUGUCAUCACGGAUGUUUACGACUGUGAUAACCCAUGGCCAGUACCAGCUUGGCAGCAUGGUGCAAAGAUCCUAGUUAUAGUAGGUGAAGAUGAUAAACAAGUACAUCCAAAAUGGCACACAUUCUACUAUGAAAGUUGUCCCUCGCAAUUUAAAGCAAACAUUAAGGUCCACAGAUAUCCAGGCGCUGGUCAUAUGAUAGAACCUCCAUACGCACCACAUACAAGGGCCGUAACUCCAGGGCGAAAAAGAAUGAGAACAAUUAAUUUUGUACCAGAAAAGUUUCAUGAUGAAGAUAUGAUGGCAGGUGGAUGGCCAGAUACACAUGCACAUGCUCAGGAAGAUGCUUGGAUGAAAGUUUUGAAUUUCUUGGAAGAAAAUGUGAGAAGUGUGAGCCAAUAAGAUGAACAUGAUUAUAUCAUGAAAACUACCAGUUUUUAAAUCUUACAGUGUAAAGUGUUGGGUGAUCAAUAUGGUAUAUGUGAGCUGGUAGGAAAAUUUGAAAAACGUAAAUUAGUAAUAAACUGUGAAAAUAUCUAAAAUGACUGAAAAUAGAAACUCUUCUUUAUUGUAAGAUUUUCAAAAGAGGAGAAAAAACGUAUAAACAGAAUUUUUCCAUUAUACACGCGCUUUGUGUUCUCAAAUAAAAGUAUGCUCAUAUAAUUAAAAGUAACAGCUUA